Molecule: messenger RNA, 1869 nt
Organism: Coffea eugenioides
Lineage: Eukaryota; Viridiplantae; Streptophyta; Magnoliopsida; Gentianales; Rubiaceae
Product: AP-4 complex subunit epsilon-like
Exons: 3
Coding region: 32-1339 (435 amino acids)
Biological process (GO): receptor-mediated endocytosis
Cellular component (GO): AP-4 adaptor complex
Molecular function (GO): cargo adaptor activity
Source: RefSeq, a predicted model, not a curated record
UACUGUGUAGGCAUAUGCAAUAUCCGCAUUGAUGAAAAUAUACUCAUUCGAAAUAGCAGCUGGGAGAAAAGUGGACGUGCUUCCUGAGUGCCAGUCCUUCAUUGAAGAACUACUAGCAUCCCACUCAACGGACCUCCAGCAGCGUGCUUAUGAACUUCAAGCAAUCCUUGGUUUAGAUGCUAAUGUGGCUACCAACAUCAUGCCAAUGGAUGCAAGUUGUGAAGACAUCGAGAUUGAUAGAAGCCUUUCAUUUCUCAACGGUUAUGUUCAGCAGUCAAUAGAAAAGGGGGCCCAGCCUUAUAUUCCUGAAAGUGAACGGUCUGGAAUGACAGAUGUCAGCAGUUUCAGAAGCCAAGAACUGCAUGAGGUCUCAUCACAUGCCCUUAGGUUUGAGGCAUAUGAGCUUCCUAAACCAGUGAUGCCAUCCAGAGUUUCUCCAAUUGAGCAAUCAUCAUCAAAUGAACUUGUACCUGCACCUGAGCCAUCUUAUCAUGCAGAGAUGCACCAGGUUGCUUCGUCUGUGCCAUCUGUAUCUGACCCUGGGUCAUUAGAACUAAAGCUAAAACUUGAUGGGGUCCAAAGGAAGUGGGGUAGGCCAACUUACUCUUCUGCUGCACCGUCUACUUCAAAUGCUGAUAUCCCUAAGAUUCAAAAUGGAGCUCCUCAGCUUGAUGCGGUUAGUAGUUCAAGCUCAAAAGCUGUGUCUUAUGAUUCAAGGAGGCAGCAAGUAGAAAUAUCUGCUGAAAAGCAAAAACUUGCUGCUUCACUUUUUGGUGGUACAUCAAAGUCCCACAAAAGACAAUCUUCUGGCAGCCAGAAGGUUCCAAAGACUAACAUUCCUGCUGCAGAAAAAUCUCAUGUGGCUAAGAAUGCAACUUCAGACACUGCUGUGUUAGAGAGAACUCCCCAGCCGCCUCCAGACUUGCUUGAUUUGGAUGAAUCCGCUGUUUCUAGUAGUGCACAAUCUGUGGAUCCUUUCAAGCAAUUGGAAGGUCUCCUUGACCUAAACCAAGACACUUCCACUUUGACUACUAGUGAUGCUAGUGCUAGCGGAGCACCAGAUGUUAUGUCUUUAUAUGGGGAAACAACCCUGAAUGUGCAAAGUGGUGGUGUUCCAAACCUACUUCCUGCCGGUAGAGAUGAGGCCAAUCUCCUUUCUGGACUUGCAGGUACACCUAACAGAAAUGGUCAUGGAGAAAAUACGGUUACAAACCCAACUCAGCAAUUAAACAAGGGACCUAAUGCUAAAGAAUCACUGGAGAAGGAUGCGCUGGUCAGGCAACUAGGUGUAACACCAACAGGUCAGAAUCCCAACUUGUUCAGAGAUUUGCUGGGCUAAGUAUCUGGAGGCUGAUGUAUCUGUUAUAGCAUGUAUCAUUGUUCUUCGAGAACAAUUGUUGUAUGAUUACGGCUUUGGAUCUCCAUGCGGUUGGGCUAAUCUACAGGGAUCUCAAAUAACGUGCCGAAUCUGUUGGGCUUCUACACUGGAGUGGGUCAAAGGCCUGUCGGGGAAUAAAACUGGGUAUAGUCGGUGUAUCAACCACAGGAACAGUAGAGCUUUUGUAGAUUAAAUUUGAGAGUUACGAGAGUUGUUGAACCAUUCGUCAGGCUUUUAUUUGUGCAUGUUUUUCAGCUUAAGCUUUCCUGGAACAAAUUGAGGACUAAGAGCAGCAUGCAUUUUUUAUGCUCCACAUGCUUAUUUUGAUGUAUUCAUGACGAUCCUUUUAUGACUCUUUGUGCUUGGAAACCAUUUUUGUGCCAAUUCCAUUGUAUACCCUUUGUAGAGCCAAUUAACUCAUUGUAUCCCCUUUGCAGAGCCAAUUAACUCGGAUUUUUGAUACUGUAUUAGAACUUCUAUGUUAAGUGAAA